This is a messenger RNA of Chinchilla lanigera (long-tailed chinchilla), 2596 nucleotides long. It is a transcript of the gene Znf688, whose product is annotated as zinc finger protein 688. NCBI's taxonomy places the organism in Eukaryota, Metazoa, Chordata, Mammalia, Rodentia, Chinchillidae. The transcript is spliced from 3 exons. Bases 947 to 1774 code for a protein of 275 amino acids. The record is from RefSeq and is a predicted model, not a curated record. Gene Ontology annotation, biological process: regulation of DNA-templated transcription.
UUGGCAAAAAUUAUACUGUAAUUUAACCCUUCCCCGUUCCAGUUCCAUCCUCACUAAGCUGGUGCAGCUGCAGUCCACAGAAUGAGCAAGCAAGGCUAAGGGUGCAAACGGUGCUAUUGGCUCCUCAGCUGUAAACACGUACAUACUUGGUUUCUUCCUCGGUCUGCUGUACCCAGGGUUGGCCAGGGUGGGUCCGUCUUCCUUCCGUGGUUGGAGGCCAGAUGGCAGGUCCCGCCGCAGGGAGGCAACUAGAAGACCGUCACGAUCACAACCCUGGGAACCACUAAUGCCGAGGUCUUCCACGUAUUUCCCUUGGUCAAAGAGGAUUCCCGGCCUCCGACCCUUUCAAAUGCUCCGCCAGUCCGGGGCCAAUCGUGACGCAGCUUCUUCCGUUAGUUACAGCCAAUCAUCGACGGCUGUGCGUUGACGCCAAAGAGAGGCAAGUGAAGCCUGGACGUGUCCAUCUUUCUUGAAGGCAAAAACGUUUUUUGGAACUUCCCGGCCGGUCCUCCCGUUCCCAGCAACGCCGUAUCUCCUGAGACGGCAAUUGUUUUUAUGGGCAAAUGGGGCACUAAAGCCAGAGAAGCCAGUAAGGCGCCAUAUUUGAUAUACUCAAGAAAGAUGCCCUUAAGUACAUUCAGCGGCGACUGAAGCCACGUUGCCGCCAUAUUUUCUAAAGGCGUCUUCCGGGUCUUUUAACUCCGGUACGUCCGUCCGAGCGGCCAUGAAGUGGAUAGACAUCUAGGAGUUUUAUUUGUCCUCACGAGAACCCCGAAACUCCUAGCAGCCAGUCCCUGCUACUGCGGCUUCCCUGCCUGGCCGCGCUCGGCGAGCGAGGCGGGGCGGGGCCGGGCAGCCCCUCCCGUGGCCGACGGGAGCUGACGCCGGAAGUGGGGCGGCGGUGGCUCGGGGGACCGGGCGGCCGGCGAUAGCGCCGGGAUCCCCCAUGGCGCCACCCCCAGCCCCGCUGCGGGGGCCGCGACCCGGGGAGACCCAGCCUGGUUGCAGGAAGCCCGGGGUCGUGAGGUUCGCGGACGUGGCCGUGUACUUCUCCCCGGAGGAGUGGGGCUGUCUGCGGCCCGCGCAGAGGACCCUGUACCGGGACGUGAUGCGCGAGACCUACGGCCUCCUGGGCGCGCUCGGAUUCCCGGGCCCCAAACCAGCCCUCAUCUCUUGGAUGGAACAGGAGAGUGAGGCUUGGAGCUCCGCCGCCCAGGAUCCUGAGGAGGGGGAAGGCCUGGUAGGAGCUCUGAGAGCAGACACGCCAACCAAGGAGGAGGAAGCUGAGGAAGGACCGGGAGACAAGGGGCCUGGAAUGACCCCUGGGGAGGAGCCGCCUGAAGAGUUGGUUAAACACAGUCCUAACUCAUCUGUCAGCAAGGCCGCGGCAAGGUCACAGCCACCCAGAGAAGCCACCUGGGAUCAGAUGGCUGCCGCUGAGUCUCCUGUCCCUGCGCCCACCGCGGACGCUCCGGCCAGCCAGCGGUGCCACGUGUGUGCGGACUGUGGCCGCCGCUUCACCUACCCCUCGCUGCUGCUGAACCACCGGCGCAUGCACUCCAACGAGCGGCCCUUCCCCUGCCCCGAGUGCGGCAUGCGCUUCAAGCGGAAGUACGCCUUGGAAGGGCACCAGUGGAUCCACCGCUCCUGCUCGGGGGGUCGGCGGGGCCGGAGACCUGGGAUCCGGGCUGUGCCUCGGGCCCCAGUCCGCGGUGACUGGGACCCACCUGUGCUCUUCCGGCACUACCCUGACAUCUUUGAGGAGUGCGGGUGAACAGCUCCUGCAGGCUGGAGUUGAGCCCAAUGUUACUUACACUAAGGACUGCCUGGCUCCUGAGGCAGGGACUUGGGACCUGAAAUUCAUCCCUUGGGUUUUCUCCCAAGGAUCCCUCUCGAACUCGCAAGUUUCUAAACUUGUAAAUAAGAAAAGUGCCUGUAACGACUAAACAGAUCAAACCAGGAGUGGUGGUGCACACCUGUUAUCCCAGCACUGGGGAGGCUGAGUCAGGAGGAUCACUGUGAGUUUGAGGCCAGCCUGAACUACACAAUGAGACCCUGUGUCCAAAAAAAAAAUUUUUUUUUUCAAAAAAGAUCAAAUAGAUUAAAUUUGACAACCUUCUUCCCAUUCUUUUGUUUAAAAACAAAAACGAAGAAGGUAGAGGAGAGAAUCAGAUGCUGGACUUUUCUCACAGUGUUACCUCAGUAGCAGGUACAGGUGAGACCUUUCCCUUAUCUCAGGGAACACCCACUGGAUCUUUAUUUGCUUAGGAGGUAAAAGGUGAGCUGGGACUCAGGCCUGGGGGAAGGCCCCAGGGGCGGGGCAUGGUCUGACCCUGGUUAACUAAGUGCCCCCAGCAGGAAGCCAGGUAGCUGGGGUGGGGGGCGUACAGACCCAUGUGGAACACACCUAGUCUGUGCAGGUUGUCCAGAGGCGUUGCUGGUAAGUCACGUGGCCCCCUGAGCCUCAGUUCCCUAAUCUGUAAAAGGAAGGAAGGUUAACAUCAUCUACCUCAAAGGUUUGGUGUGAAGACUGAAGUCUUAAUGGGAUAAUAUGUAUGAGAUAGUAAAUGUGCAAUAAACGUGUUGAAUGAGUGAA